Molecule: messenger RNA, 1296 nt
Organism: Penicillium brasilianum
Lineage: Eukaryota; Fungi; Ascomycota; Eurotiomycetes; Eurotiales; Aspergillaceae
Source: the annotation of a GenBank genome assembly
AUGUCGGAUUUUUUGAACAUCCCCACGUCUUCUCAAUGGGUGACGUUCCCUACAACCUCGGGCGACAAGAUAUCAAUCAACUGGGAGGAUAAUCUCCACAGUUAUGUCAACACCUACUAUGUGGCCAAGUGCUACUUUGGUAUUCUAGACCCACCAGAGGGGUCCGUCGCGAACACCAAACUACAAGUCCCAACCCCCAUCUAUGUCAAGGAUAAUACGAAGCUCACCGUGCUGGGUGAAACGAAAAUUUACAUCGCCGCCGAGUUCAUUGAGGAAGAAUACGCCGACAGUCCAUCCGACUUAGGCCAUUUCCACCUCAGAGACAUUGCUCGGAGCGCUGUAGGUGACAAAAAGUCAUCAUGGGUCACCAUGAAAUUGAACGGAGCCUUUUGCUACGGUCAAAAUGGGAAGGGAAGCAAACUGCGGAGAUACAUUGUCUAUCAUCCAUCCGUUGGACCUGGCAUUCGCCGGCCGAACAUCUAUCAGCAUCGAUUCACUGAUACCGAGAUGACCACUGCGAUCAGUAAUAGCCUCGAAGGGGCUACCGAGGACAUGCCCGAGAAGUACAAGCUCUUGGGUGCCGCAUUAAGCCAAAUUAUCAAAGUCGUCCACAAGAAAGGCAAGGCUGCGCUGGGUGAUGCUCUCUGGGUAUUCCUGGAUGAUGACCGGCUCUCGAAGGUUUAUAAACCUAAUCCGGUGCCCCAAUUCCCGUGGGCGGAAGCAGAUCUACGGAAACACCUGGCGCAGAUCCAAAAAUUGGAGUUUGGUGGUGUUGGAAAGGAGGCCAGAGAUUCUCGGCUAGAACAUCUACUCGCCCCUCCUGGCAAUGAGGCCCCGUUUGUCCCGUCCCUUCCUUCUGUCCAGCAAGAAGAACCACCGGCAGAGAAGACGGAAAGCCCGCGGCAUGUGCCGAGGAAACCUGCUGCGGUACCGGAGCCGGAAGGAUAUGAUCUUAUUGUGAUGGAAGUCCUCGACAUACUCUCCGAACUGGAGCAAGAGCAGGAGCAAGAGCAAAGAGAAAUGGCAACUAGCCCUCGACGGACUUUUACCCGAGGAGGCCGACGGUUGACUUCUCCCGCCCAGGACUCACAAAACAUCCAGGGCAACAGAGAUCUGGUGCUCGGUAAUAUCAAAAAUGGACACCAGGCAAGCACCAGUCCACUUGACAUCUUCAAGCAGAAAGAAGAUGCCGAGAAGGAAAAUUUGACAGGGGCCAAUGCAGGGACCGGUCGUCCUUCCUCGAAGCACACGAAGGUCGUCCUCCCUAGUGAGCAUGGGCACACAAAGAACACAUAG